Molecule: messenger RNA, 4679 nt
Organism: Labrus bergylta (ballan wrasse)
Lineage: Eukaryota; Metazoa; Chordata; Actinopteri; Labriformes; Labridae
Source: RefSeq, a predicted model, not a curated record
AUGCUGUCACUCUCAUUGGGUAAAUAACAAACCACCCACAGACUCUGCACCGGGAAGUUUAUCGUUACCGGAGCUGCUGGGCGGGUGAACUUCACCGAAGGGCUCUCGGUAACAAGCGGGCGCUGACCUGUGAGAGGGCCGGACUCGGAGCGUGUCUGCCCGCCUGCUCUCUGCUGGAGGAGCGUGUUAGCCGCUAACACCGCAGCUAGCGGGCUAACUAGCCACUAACACCGCAGCUAGCGGGGCUAACUAGCCACUAACACCGCAGCUAGCGGGGCUAACUAGCCGCUCCGCCCGUGUUGAGCUCACAGGUCGGUGCGUGUGAUGCUAGCAGCGCCGGGGAUUCUUUAAGAGAGCUUCUGAGUUGGAUUCAUGUCCAGGGAUACUCCAGAGGUGGUGUUAUUCCGCUGCAUUAUUCCCCGCCUCUCCCCCCUCUCUCUGUCGGCUUCACAUGCUAACAGGGAUGUGUCUCAGCAGCUAACGGAGCUAGCUCAGUGUUAGUGAGGUACACGCUGUUUCACCUGUCCUCUAUGUUACCUGUCCUGCGGACACGGAGCAUGCAGCAGGGGGAGAGGCUCCUCGCCAGGAGAUAGGACAAUAACCUGAUCUACGUGUGGGACUGAGAGGCUGACUUGAGCACAGACUGUUUGUGGUGUCGGAGGAGCUUCAGGAUGAAGAAGUUCUCCAGGAUGCCGAAGUCAGAGAGCGGGGGGCUCGGAGGGCAGUCCGGGACCAGCUGCGGGGUCAGCAGCUACCUGGGCAAGGUGUUCUCUGUGGGCAGGUACCAGGUGACUGUGGAGGAGCUGGUGGCAGAGGGAGGGUUCUCGGUGGUGUUUCUGGCUCGUACGCACAGCGGCGUCCGCUGCGCUCUAAAGAGGAUGUACGUGAACAACGUCCCCGACCUGAAUGUCUACAAGAGGGAGAUCACCAUCAUGAAGGAGCUCUCGGGUCAUAAGAACAUCGUGGGUUACCUGGACUCCACCAUCAGCCCCGUGUCGGACACCGUGUGGGAGGUGCUGAUCCUCAUGGAGUACUGUAAAGCGGGUCAGGUGGUGAAACAGAUGAACCAGCGUCUGAACGUGGGCUUCAGCGAGGCCGAGGUCCUCCACAUGUUCUGUGACACCUGUGAGGCGGUCGCUCGUCUGCAUCAGUGCAAGACGCCCAUCAUCCACAGAGACCUCAAGGUUGAAAACAUCCUGUUGAACGAUCAGGGAAAUUACGUGCUUUGUGACUUCGGCAGUGCGACCCAUAAAGUUUUACAGCCUCAGAAAGACGGAGUGAGCGCCGUGGAGGACGAGAUCAAGAAGUACACAACACUCUCCUAUCGCUCACCUGAGAUGAUUAACCUGUACGCAGGUAAAGCCAUCACCACCAAGGCUGAUAUCUGGGCUCUGGGCUGCUUGUUGUACAAGCUGUGUUUCUUCACGCUUCCUUUUGGGGAGAGUCAAGUCGCCAUUUGUGACGGGACGUUUAUCGUCCCGGAUAACUCCAAGUUCUCCUUCAAGCUGCACUGUUUGAUCCGAUACAUGCUCGAGCCAGACCAGGAGAAGAGACCAGACAUCUACCAGGUGUCCCACUUUGCCUUCAGAUUAGCAGGAAAAGACUGUCCAGUGCCAAACCUGUUUAACUCUCCAAUCCCGACGUCUCUCCCUGAACCGCUAACAGCGAGCGAGGUCGCCGCUAAGAAGAGUAUGACAAAAGCCAGGAUCACAGAGGCUGUUGGUCCCACAGAAACAUCGAUCGCUCCCAGACAGAGACCCAAAGCAGCCAAUAGUAACGUCUUACCACUCGCCAACACCGUCACACCUGUGAAGAUGGGCGGGCCUUCAGCGCCCGUCAGUAAUGGACAGAAAGCUCACACACCUGGCUCGGGGCAGCCGUCCGUGCAGCAGCAGCAGCAGCAGCAGCAGCAGCAGCAGCAGCAGCCCAGCAGUCAGCAGCACCGCGUCCUGCAGCAGCUGCAGCCUGGUGACCUCCGUCUGCAGCAACUACAGCAGCAUCAUCAUCAUCAACAAGCACUGCAACAACAACAACAACAACAACAACAAGCAACCGCUCAGCAACUCCAAUACCUCCAGUACCAGCAGGCUGUGCAGCAGUCUCUGCAGCUCCAGCAGCAGCAGCAGCAGCAGCAGCAGGCGGCUCUCCUCCAGCAGCAGCAGCACAUGAUGAUGGCGCCCGUCUACCAGCAGCAGGUGGCUCAGGCUCAGGCUCAAGCUCAGUACGCUGCCAUGCUGCACCAGUACCAACAGGCUUUUGUGCAACAUCAACAACAACAACAUCAACAACAACAUCAUCAUCAACAACAUCCUCCUCCUCCUCCUGCGGCUCAGCAGACGCUCCCCUACAUGUCCUCCCCCCUCGAGUUUCAGAUCCCGCUGGGCUCCUUUAGCUCCACCACGCCCUCUACUGGACCUGCUGCUGCACCUGUGCUGGUGGGGGGGCCGUCACCUGUGCUGGUUGGGGGGCCGUCACCUGUGCAGAUCGGGGGGCCGUCACCUGUGGAUCCAUCAUACACUAACUCCAGUAGGAACUCCCUGCUGGCCUCAGACGGGGUCUCCCCCCCCUCUCAGAGCUGCGGCGCGCUCAGUAACCCCCCCGACAUGUCGCACUGGAACCCGUUUGGAGAGGACAACUUCUCCAAGCUGACCGAGGAGGAACUGAUCGACCGCGAGUUUGACCUGCUCAGAGCAAACAAACCUGUGGAGCGAGCAGCCAGUGUGGAAACGGACCGCCCCCUGCAGACUAAGCCCCUCCCCCCUGAGGACCUGUUCGGCUCGGCCCCGUUUGUGGCGAGCACAGAUCCUGAAGUGAUGAAGAACGAGCCGACCAAUGAGGACGUCGGCGUUCCUGCUCCUGAAUCAAACCCUGCAGACGCUAAAGAGCCGCGAUCGGGAAAGAAGAGCCGAGUGGGAGACGAGUCUGACAGCGACUUUGAAUCCGACCCUCCUUCUCCUAAGAGCAGCGAGGACGAGGAGCAGGAGGAGGACGAAGGCCUGAACAGCGAGCACGGUGAGGACACAGAGCCGGAGAUUUCAGGACAGCGCCCCCUGCUGAUGGACUCUGAAGAGGAGGAAGACGAAGACAAGCCCAGCUCAGAGUCAGACUGCGAGCGCGGCCGGGCCAAGACUCGCUCAAAGAAAGCCGCCGCAGCAGGUAAAGCGGCCACCAGGGGGAGCCCUCAGGAGUCAGGGAUGAUCACUCCUCCUCAGUCGCCCAGCAGGGGGCGAGCUGCUCCUGCUCAGGGGGCUGCUGUGGAUGUGUUUGGUGCGGUUCCCUUUGUGGGAGGAGCUUCACCCGAGAGACCCGCGGAGAACUUGGACAUCUUUUCCAAAGCCCCGUUCAGACAGGUGAGUCUGGAGCGGCGAGCUGCGGACGAGUUCGACGUUUUCACGAAAGCUCCGUUCACCAGAAAUCGGAGUGGAGGAGACAUCACCAUGGGACAGACUCCGCCCAUUUCUCCUGAAAGCAUCGACAUCUUUGGCUUCUCUCCCUUUCAUCCCGGCCCGACAGACGCCCCGCCCACCACGUCCAGAAGCGCCGAAGACAUUUUCCGACCGUCCCACGACGAGUCCUCGAGUCCUCAGCAGCAGAGGCUGAAGCAGCGCAGCCUCCAGAAGCUCUCGUCGCGUCAGAGGAAAACCAAACAGGAGCCGGCGGCGGGUGGCAGCAACGGGAAACGCCACCACAGCACGCCGACCGGAGGACGCAAGAGCAACAAGGCCACGUACCGCACGCCAGAGCGGGUCCGCAGAAACAAGAAGGUCGGACGCAAAGACUCGCAGAGCAGCAACGAGUUCCUGAGCACGUCUGACUCGAAGGAGAACAUCGGCGUGGAUAUCACCAUGGACCAAGGAGCCGCCCUGCAGGUCGACGACCCUCUGCUCGACCCGUUUGGAGCCAAACCGUUCCACCCGCAGGACGCCGGCCGCUACCAAGGAACAGAGACCCGGAGCGACGACGCCAAAAACAAGUCCUGGAGUGGGUCUUUUCAUUCCACCUUGGAGGAGGGUAAAGCGAUGGAUGAUUUCGGGGCGGUGCCCUUCACAGAGAUGGUCGACGGCGGUGGACCUCAGCAGGCUCCGCCCACACAGCCAGUGGAUCUCGACCCGUUUGGAGCGGCUCCGUUUCCCUCCAAACAGUAACUCUAAUAGAAUCUUCCAGUGACGGGGUAACCUGAAGGAAACGUCGUCAGCCAAUCAUGAGAGGACGAGCUAACAGCCUAACUCUUAACACGCCGCUCGGCGACUAAACGGUGACUUCCUGUAAUCGCGACCACAUAUCUGUCUGCUGAACGCCUUUUAAUGCUGCAUCAUGAAGACGUCUGAACAUCCGACGUUCGAGCGCUUCUCUCCUUAAAGCUGCCUUCUGUUUUUUAGCACCAUGAAGCCUUACCUGAGCUGGGCCCCGCCCCUCUCUGCACAGCACCUCGUCGUCAUGGCGUCGGAGGAGUCGUUAACCACUUUGUCCUUUUAGACGUUCUCUAUGCAGACGGCCGUCUCCACACUGCCCCCGUGUGGCGGGUUUUUGUUUUGACUCUUUGAAUAGAAAGGGAUGGAUUUAAUCUGCUCUUUUAAAUUUUAGGCUUUAACUGUUUCCUGUUUUCUAACUGUUCACUUUCUUUUUUAUUAAUAACUCGACACAUUCUGUUCUGAGAAGAAAUAAAACGUCACAUCAGA